Messenger RNA from Aspergillus wentii DTO 134E9, 497 nucleotides. RefSeq lists its product as uncharacterized. NCBI's taxonomy places the organism in Eukaryota, Fungi, Ascomycota, Eurotiomycetes, Eurotiales, Aspergillaceae. The record is from RefSeq and is a predicted model, not a curated record. The transcript is spliced from 2 exons. The annotation marks the transcript as partial.
CAACUACUCUCACUCGUCUCACCAUGAAGCUCUCCAUCGCCCUCGCCUCCGCCAUGCUGGCAUCCAUCGCUUCCGCCGAAUACACCGGCAACCUCUUCUUCGCGAAAGCCGGCAAAUGCUCCGACGAAGGCGAAAGCGACCCCCAGAUGGAAAUCUCCUACCCCCCCUCCGACGGCGGUGUCUGGUGUAAAGAAGUCACCUACAAGUCCGAAAACUACGGUCUUACCCUUGACAUGAUCAACGCCGGAAGCAACUUUCCUCCCAAGUAUCUCAAGGGAUGCUCCGACUCGGCGUGCAAGAAGUGCGGCAAGGCGGACAAGAUUACAUCGCAGGAUACGGGCAUUCGCAUUGACUGUGCGCAGCUGACGAAUGCGCCUUAUGUUUACAUUGGGGAUAGUGAUUAAGGCUGGUUCAUGCACUAUGAAUAUCUGGUUUCUUUAUGUUGUUUACUCUAGCACUUUGAUGUACUACUAUAAUUCCAACUUCCUUCGGUGCCU